CCGGCUUCGGAGAGCCUAGUUUUCUCCGCUGGCCCCGCCCUCGCGUGACGGCCGGACCGGGAAUUGGCAGCGGCGCUGCAGCCUUUUCCGGUUUCGGGGAGGUGGGUGCGGUGCGGAGCGGGAGUUGGCGCCGCAGCCGCCUCCAGAGCCUGCCCUGCUGCCGGGUGCUACCGGGACGAUGCGGCCGGAGCCUGGAGGCUGCUGCUGCCGCCGCCCGCUGCGGGCGAACGGCUGCGUGAAGAACGGGGAGGUGAGGAACGGGUACGUGAGGAGCAGCACCGCCACCGCCGCCGCUGCCGGCCAGAUUCAUCAUGUUACAGAAAAUGGAGGACUGUAUAAAAGACCGUUUAAUGAAGUUUUUGAAGAAACACCCAUGCUGGUUGCUGUGCUCACAUAUGUGGGGUAUGGGGUCCUCACCCUCUUUGGAUAUCUUCGAGAUUUCUUGAGGCACUGGAGAAUUGAAAAGUGCCACCAUGCAACAGAAAGAGAAGAACAAAAGGACUUUGUGUCAUUGUAUCAGGAUUUCGAGAACUUCUAUACAAGAAACCUCUACAUGAGAAUAAGAGACAACUGGAACCGACCUAUCUGUAGUGUGCCUGGAGCCAGGGUGGAUAUCAUGGAGAGAAAGUCCCAUGACUAUAACUGGUCAUUCAAGUACACAGGGAAUAUAAUUAAAGGUGUUAUAAACAUGGGUUCCUACAACUACCUUGGAUUUGCGAGGAACACUGGAUCAUGUCAGGAAGCAGCUGCCGAAGUUCUUAAGGAGUAUGGAGCUGGAGUGUGCAGCACUCGGCAGGAGAUUGGAAACCUGGACAAACAUGAAGAACUAGAGAAACUGGUAGCAAGGUUCUUGGGCGUGGAAGCUGCUAUGACCUAUGGCAUGGGAUUUGCAACAAAUUCAAUGAACAUUCCUGCUCUUGUUGGCAAAGGUUGCCUGAUUCUGAGUGAUGAGCUGAACCAUGCAUCACUGGUUCUAGGAGCCAGGCUGUCGGGAGCAACCAUUCGAAUCUUCAAACAUAACAAUAUGCAAAGCUUGGAGAAGCUUUUGAAAGAUGCCAUUGUUUAUGGGCAACCUCGGACAAGAAGGCCCUGGAAGAAAAUCCUCAUCCUUGUGGAAGGCAUAUAUAGCAUGGAAGGAUCUAUUGUUCGCCUUCCUGAAGUGAUUGCUCUCAAGAAGAAGUACAAGGCAUACUUGUAUCUGGAUGAGGCACACAGCAUUGGGGCCCUUGGCCCUUCAGGGCGAGGUGUGGUAGACUACUUUGGCCUGGAUCCCGAGGAUGUAGAUGUUAUGAUGGGAACAUUCACAAAGAGCUUCGGCGCUUCUGGAGGAUACAUUGGUGGCAAGAAGGCGCUGAUAGACUAUCUUCGCACUCAUUCUCACAGUGCUGUGUACGCCACAUCGAUGUCACCACCUGUGGUUGAGCAGAUCAUCACCUCCAUGAAGUGCAUCAUGGGACAGGAUGGCACCACCCUUGGCAAAGAAUGUGUACAGCAGUUGGCUGAGAACACCAAGUACUUCAGGAGACGCCUGAAGGAAAUGGGGUUCAUCAUCUAUGGCAAUGAAGAUUCCCCAGUGGUGCCUUUGAUGCUCUACAUGCCGGCCAAAAUUGGUGCCUUUGGGCGGGAGAUGCUGAAGCGGAACAUUGGUGUAGUUGUGGUGGGGUUUCCUGCUACCCCAAUCAUUGAGUCCAGAGCCAGAUUCUGCCUGUCAGCAGCUCAUACCAAAGAAAUACUUGAUACGGCUUUAAAGGAAAUAGAUGAAGUUGGGGACCUGCUGCAGCUGAAGUACUCACGCCGUCGGCUGGUGCCUCUGUUGGACAGGCCCUUUGAUGAGACUACCUAUGAGGAGACAGAAGACUGAGCCUUUUUGGUGCUCCCUAGAGGGGGAAACUCUCUCCCAGGACAGCGUGUGGCCUUUCUGAGCCAGUUCCAGGAACCACACUUCAGUGACCACCUCAUGUGAAAGACAGUUCUGAAGCUACUGAAGGUGGCCACCUCCACUCCAAAUGGCAUUUUGUAAAUAGUAAAAACAAACAAACUGCUUCACAUUCUUCUUUUGUUUGCUAAGU
This is a messenger RNA of Onychomys torridus (southern grasshopper mouse), 2069 nucleotides long. RefSeq names its product serine palmitoyltransferase long chain base subunit 2 (gene Sptlc2). The transcript is spliced from 12 exons. Gene Ontology annotation, molecular function: serine C-palmitoyltransferase activity; pyridoxal phosphate binding. The coding region runs from base 179 to 1861 and encodes 560 amino acids. Gene Ontology annotation, biological process: sphingosine biosynthetic process; ceramide biosynthetic process. The record is from RefSeq and is a predicted model, not a curated record. Gene Ontology annotation, cellular component: serine palmitoyltransferase complex. NCBI's taxonomy places the organism in Eukaryota, Metazoa, Chordata, Mammalia, Rodentia, Cricetidae.